Molecule: messenger RNA, 6149 nt
Organism: Athene cunicularia (burrowing owl)
Lineage: Eukaryota; Metazoa; Chordata; Aves; Strigiformes; Strigidae
Gene: MARCHF8
Product: membrane associated ring-CH-type finger 8
Exons: 9
Coding region: 320-2026 (568 amino acids)
Biological process (GO): protein polyubiquitination; immune response; antigen processing and presentation of peptide antigen via MHC class II
Cellular component (GO): cytoplasm; late endosome membrane; lysosome
Molecular function (GO): ubiquitin protein ligase activity; MHC protein binding; zinc ion binding
Source: RefSeq, a predicted model, not a curated record
ACUCUGAGAGCGGAUCCGCCGUGUGGGAAAGGCGCUGUGUUGGCACUAGGUGCUCGGUUUGGAGGAGGACCCGAAUUUGCAUUCAGUUAGUGAACUGAAAAGAGAUGCACCAGAGCUUGGCUUCAGUGCCACAUUGGAGGGAAGAAUGCCUCUUCUGGAGGGGGGCAUUAAAUUCUCUGGAAGUCAGUCUCUGCUCAUUGUGGGAGUUGAUGGGAUCGUGGCUGAGUGAUAACAAGGUGCAACGCCUGACAAUGGCACUGAAUAAACACUGCCUUCAAGCCUCCUUCCUGUAAAUGAUAGGACCAAACAAGGCAGUGUGAUGAACAUGCCACUGCAUCAAAUCUCUGUCAUUCCAGCUCAGGAUGUUACCUCUUCCAGAGUCUCCAGGAGCAAGACCAAAGAAAAAGAGGAACAGAAUGAGAAGGCUUUGGGGCAUUCCAUGAGCCGCUCUAGUAACAUCUCAAAGGCUGGAAGUCCAACCUCUAUCUCUGCCCCUCAUAGCUUCUCUCGGACUUCUGUUACACCAUCCAACCAGGACAUCUGCAGUUCCAGUGCAGUGUUUUCUGAGUGUUGUCAUCACAGUCCAGUACAGUCUGCUGUUGUCUUGAAAAAUCCUCACUGCCAGAGCCCUCUGACACAAGGGGUCACUGUGACAGUAAUCUGUCAGGACACGUUACAUGCAGCAAAGAGAAACUCCCGUGGGCAGGAUCGGGGCCAGGCACUCAGGUCUACUGAGAAUAUAAAGCCCACCCACACUCUGAAAUUCUCCAAGUCCCUCAAUGAUGUGGACCAGAAGGCACAGAGCACCAGUGAGUGCUUUGACUAUGUGGAGCGAACAUGCUCAGAAGGCAGACUGACCCCAACUCAAGAGCAGUGUUUAAGGAUUAACAAAUUUCAUCUUAAAGAGAGAAAACUACUGAAUCUCAAGCCUCUUUCUUUUAGCAAUUCUAAGCACUCCUAUAUCCCUUCCCUUUCCAACUACUCAAGUGCAUCAGGAGGAGCAGAAAACCACAGCGCUGUACAUAUCCCCUUGCUGGAGGACAAAGUGGACCAUGACACCUCAAGAAGCAAAAAGCUGUUGCGUUACCUUUUUUCCUUCUCCCACACCUCCAGCAUCAGCAGCCUGCAUAAGUUCCAUGAACUGGAGAGCUAUUCUAGUCACUUCCAAGCUGAGAAGUCCUCCAGCGUGCUGGUGGAAAGCACAGACUUCUGUUCUGAUGAUAUGGGAGACGAUGACGUCUUUGAGGACAGCACCUCAGUGAAAAUGAAAAUAAAAGAGCAGCGAGCACCACUCUGUUCAGUUGAGAAGGACAGUGACCUUGACUGCCCUUCCCCCCUCUCAGAAAAAUUCCCCCCUCUCUCCCCUGUGUCUACAUCGGGGGAUACCUGCAGGAUAUGUCACUGUGAAGGAGAUGAUGAGAGCCCUUUGAUUACCCCCUGUCACUGCACGGGAAGUCUUCAUUUUGUGCACCAAGCCUGCCUGCAGCAAUGGAUCAAGAGCUCAGAUACGCGAUGUUGUGAGCUGUGCAAGUAUGAGUUCAUCAUGGAGACAAAACUUAAGCCUUUGCGAAAGUGGGAGAAGCUGCAGAUGACAGCCAGUGAGAGGAGGAAGAUCAUGUGCUCUGUAACAUUCCAUGUCAUUGCCAUCACCUGCGUUGUGUGGUCUCUCUAUGUCCUGAUAGACAGGACCGCUGAAGAGAUUAAACAGGGACAGACUACUGGGAUUCUAGAAUGGCCAUUUUGGACUAAACUGGUGGUUGUGGCUAUUGGUUUCACUGGAGGACUUCUGUUCAUGUAUGUACAAUGCAAAGUGUACAUACAGCUGUGGAAGAGACUCAAAGCUUAUAACCGAGUAAUAUAUGUACAAAACUGUCCAGAAACUAGCAAAAAGAAUAUUUUUGAAAAACCUGCACUAAUGGAGCCAAACUUUGAAAGUAAAGAAAUGCUUGGGGUUCACCAUUCAGACACAAACUCUUCACAUUACACAGAGCCAGAAGACUGUGCUGCAGAAAUCCUUCACGUCUGAUUGCUGGGUGGGAGGGGUGUUUCUGUAUGUCCUUGAAGAUUUAAAAUAUCAUUGUUUACUGCAAACUGCUCUACCUUUUUAAAAUCAGCUAACCGCUGAGGGCUGGUGGAUGAAUUUUUUUACAUUUGUUUUUUGUUGGAAUUUUUUAAAAUCGCUUUGGCAUAUCUGUCAAUGCCAUCAUGGUUGCAUACCUCUCAAUGUUUUGUCUCUCAUACUGGCUGAUCAAAGAGCCACAGGAUACUGGAUAGAAUGAACCUUGGGUUUGGUAUCAAGCUGAUAGUGAAUUGUCAUCAACUUCAUGGAGUCUGUUACUUUAGAAAGUGAUUCUAAAUGAUUCUGAAAUACAUUUAGAGUGGGGUUGGAUAGUUUGUUUGUUCUUUAAGGGUGAUGAAGGAGGUUGUCCCAGACAUUGAGGGAAAUGAGAGAUCUAGAGUCUAAUCUACCACUAACACUGCCACUAACAUUUUGUCUUAGGCAACAGGUGUAAAAUUUUGCUUUACAUAUUGUGAUGAGACUUAUAAAGCAUAUAGCACUUUUAAAAAUCUUUAUUUUGUAAUAUGUAUGUCAAAUGAGAUUGAAACUUGAAAGAAUGUGUCAUUUUCAAAACAGUUCUUCAUUCUUUACUCCAUCUAUUCUUCUGGAACAUAAACCUCUUGCCUUAUAAAAAAAAAAAAAAAUUUAAAAAAAUCUGACCUGUGGUUUCCAACACAUGCCCGCAUUAUCUUACUAAACAUAACACUAAAAAACUCUGCCUCUUUGGGUUUCCUUUGAGGAGCAAUUUUUUUCAAAGGAUAUUGCACUUGUGACGUGUAUUGGGAGUAGUGGAUGUGUACAGUGUUCGUUUUCAGUACGUAAUGGUUUCAGUGUUUUGUUUUGGGCAUUUUUGGUUUUCUUUUUCAACAGGUUGGACCAUCAACACACCUGAACAUACAUACCUGAUGUAACUUUCUUUCCAAACCAUUGGCAAAGAAUUUGUUGCUAUGUUGGUAAAAAAGUGAGCUGUUACAGAAAAAAAGAUACUUAGUCAAUACAGCUGAAAUUGGUUUCCCUUCUUUAGUGCUGUGUCAUGUGUAAAUUACCCAAGAAUUUGAUGAUGUCAGAGGAGAUGCUGAGGCCAAAGUCUAGGUAGUAAAUGUUGCAUUAAGUGGAUGAGUUUAAAAAUACCUGCCAGGUUUUAGACCUGAUGUGAUGCAUUAUGUGAUCAGAGAAUAGUUUUGUCUGUGCUUUUGAAUUUUGGACUGGCUUCUUAAUCAGUCAGCCUUAAUGAAAAGAGAGGGACAGCUUUAAAAUCUGUUUGCAGGGCUUUAGACGGAGUUGCCCAAGGCCUGGAGUGUCUGCUGUUAAUUUGCUUGAGCAGGCUGCUUCACUGAACCACUGUCCAGCUUCAAGCCCAUAUUUAACCAAAGUCUUAGUGUCACUGGAGCAGAAAUUAAGCCCCACAGAGUCAGCACAUGAGGCCUCUGCAUCUGAAAGGUGACUUUCCCUACCUGAGCCCUAUUUAAAUCUCUGUAAAGUCAGUGAUAAUGUUCUGUUGUCCAGUUGCCUGGACUUCUCAGUUAGGGAAAAACUUCUGUUUACUUAUUGAGAUACUGAACUAAAUCCCCAGCUGAGGUUCAGGUUUUAGUUAGUCUUUUUCAAGUACAGUUUUCAUUGGGCCCAUUCUUUUCAUAAUAAAAGUUGCUUUAAGACAUUCCAAAGAAUAACAGUAAGAGAUCAGUUAUUUUUUUCCUUAAAAUGUAAUAUUUGUUUAUUUCUAAAUUAAUAUUUUAAAAGCAGGUGGAGGAGGUACUAUGGUAAGAGAACAGGCACCAGUGAUUUCUAAAAGCUAUUAAAAGCAUGUGUUUGCAUGUGUGCUUCUGUGUGAUCUCAUGCUUAAAGCUUACUGGCUGUGAUCUUCAUGAACAACAUGGUACCAUGUUCUUGAGAUGUUUUAAAAUACCCAGACCUCUGAGUAGUCCUAGCAAAGCUGCACUGGCAUGGGUUGUAUACUGUGCUAGAUAUCAGGAUGUCCCAUGCUUACAGGAUACAGGCAGACAAACCCUGCAUACCCUACUAGUAUGAGAGCAGCCGUCUUCAUGACCAUACGGAUGUAGAGUUCGUUACCUAUGCCUGACAUAAUUUAAAGUGCAAUUACUUGGGCCCUUUCUUGAACUCUGCUGUGGGUGAUUCUCUUCUGUUAUGAGAACUCAGAUAAUACACUGCUUUGUUUUGUUUUCUGUUUUUUUUCUGUGAAAAGAUUUACUAGAUAAACUCAGGUGGGUUAAAUAUCAGGUCUUGCACACCUUCAUCAUGUUCUUCUGAAAUGCCCAAGUGCACAAGACUUACAUGUCUGCAAGAUGCUCAUGUUACAGCUGCAAGAUGCAAAGAAUCAGCUGCUGAUUGAUGCUGGGCACAUUCUCAUCCGAUCUGUGGCCAAUAGGUGAAAUGAAAAUGGACAAGUUCUGCUGUGAAACCUACUUGUUCUCCAGCUCACACCUGAGAGGCACUGCUGUCUGACUGAUGUUCUGACAAGUGCCAGUAUGGACCACUGUAAUGUGCUGGCCCUGUUUCAGUCACUGUCAUAUGUGAUUCUUGGUGAAACAUUGUGAAAUCUCAUUUGGUGUUUCGGAAGCUCCAUGUGGCACAUCCCAGGUAGUGUUCAGUGUAUGCAAGAUACUGAAGGUUUUUGCUGUGGCCCUGUGUAUCUUAACUUGGAAAGAAAACUCAUCUCCAGCAAAAUCAUCUGGGGAAAAAUAUUUAAAGACUAAACUGUUUUAGCAAGUGUUGCUGCUAACCAUACCCUCUCCCAGCAGGUCUUUUCUGAGUGGAAGUUAAGGCCUAAUAUUUAAAUUCUUUAUACUGCUUAGGAAUGCUUAUACCAGGAAGGGCUGCAGAAGAGAUCUGUCAGGGGUUUUCAUUUGUGCUGGUCACACUUUUCAUGCUGAUUCUUGCUUGGUGUUAAUAGUGGUCUUCUGGAGCUGUAGUUCUCUGCUUCUGCAUGAUGCCAUCAAAUGGUGUGAGAAGGCUGAAUGGUGCUUUUUUCUUCUUUCUCCUCAAGGAUAUAAUGUUGACUUGUUUUCAGCUUCCAGCUGCAAGCACUGAUGCUAGCUCAGGUGAGCUCUGUCUUUUCUACCCAGAUGUCAGUAAGGGAAACAACCACCCCCUGUCAGAUCAGAGUUUCUAACACUUUCUUCUGGCACCUUUUGAAAUGACUGAAAUAUAAGACUGACUUUUUUUGGUCCUUGUUCCUUGGCCAAAGUUAGUGCAGUUUGCAUGGGACUUUUCAAAGACCAGAAUUUAGGUAGGAGGGAAUACAGGCUUAAUACCAUUGACCAUGAUCCUUCCCAUAGAUUGCCAGAGCCUUUGUUGAUAUGUCCUGUGCCCUAGACAUCUGAGCAGACUCCCAUUCUAGUGACUUAAAUUCUGUCCAAAAAAGCUCUGGCUGUGUCAAGGAAAUUUCCCCACCGUGUCAUACCGUGGUAUGUCUGCCAGGUCAUGAACAUGCAUUAUAUUAGAAAUACAAGUGUGUGCGGCAGAAGGUUGAUCCCUUUUAAGAGAUCAUGAGACAUUAAAUUCCUAUGAAUUCUCAGGACUUUCUUCAGCUGUAACCCUGUAUUUUGGAAGUGGGGGUGGUAUUUAAAAUGUUGCCCUGUGUUCCGAAAAGAUGACCAGACCUGGGGCCAGCUUCUGCUGGUUGAAUGUCAUUGAGAUUGGCUUUGCUUCAGCAGGAGGGAUUCAACAAAGGUUACACUGAGCCUCUGUGCUGUACCUGGGAAAUCCUGGGAAGCAAUAGUAACUCCCUGUCCAAGCCCACUUCUGCCAAUCCCUCUGUACUGAUCAAAGCAUCAAUCCCACUUGUGCUGGUGCCGUAAGGAAGGGGUCUGCUUGGUGCACCACUCUUGGGAAACCUUUGGAGUGAUGAAUGGAUAUGGCCAUGCAUGGGAGCUGAUUGCUUCUGCUCUGUGUUUGGCUGGGUGAGUAUCUGUUACAAAGUGGGAGCCAGGUCCAGAUUUCUUCUAAAGCUGAAGUACAUUAAGAUACAGAUUUCUGGUGUGGUCUGAUGUGGAGAUUGUGGCCAGCAAUGAAAGGGAGAUUGGUAACUCUGGGUUGGGUCCCUCUCAAAUAUGGGUGAAACAGGGCAAAU